Messenger RNA from Drosophila mauritiana, 1219 nucleotides. Its product is annotated as fibroleukin. The transcript is spliced from 4 exons. The coding region runs from base 115 to 1131 and encodes 338 amino acids. Lineage: Eukaryota; Metazoa; Arthropoda; Insecta; Diptera; Drosophilidae. The record is from RefSeq and is a predicted model, not a curated record.
UUGCGCCUCAGAUCAGUAGUUGAUGUUCACUUUGCGGCUUAGUUAGUUAGUUAGUUAGUCAGUCAGCCAGUUAGCUAGUCGUCUAGUUGGUGGCCAGUAAUCGAAAGUGCCAAAAUGUCACAGGUGCUGCAGCUGGAUGCCUUGGUCAUGGCCAUGGCCUGUCUAUCCACCACACAAACGGAUCUGGGCGGAGGACUGAUGGUUCCGCCCUCCUUGGGCAAUGCGAGUUCCAGCAGCUGUCCAGUUUCGGCUUUAAGUGGUCUUACCACUCGGAUGCAAUCGCUGAACAACGAAAUAGCUAGUGUCAAGGAGCAGAUAGGCAGUCUCCAGGAGCAGUUGGUGGAUCUGCGAAGAGCGGGAAGUGCACCGGUGGUGGGAAUCGCUUCGCCCAAUGCACUGGCAUCUCGAUUUCCCUUCUCCCUCAACAGCCUGGACAUUGAGCCACAACUCCUGGCCAACGGUGGUGCAGUGGCCGCUCCAAUCACUCCGGCAAACUGCCUGAAACAGCAGCACGGUGUGGUGCGAAUCAGACCCCGCUCGAACGUGGAACCCUUCUUUGUUUUCUGCGAUCAGAAGGUCAGGAACGGUGGUUGGACCAUGGUGGUUAAUCGUUAUGAUGGCAGUGAGGACUUCAAUCGCAAGUGGGCGGAUUACAAGAUCGGUUUUGGGCCACUAACCACCGAGUUCUUCAUUGGAUUGGAUAAAUUGCAUCAGAUUACGAGCAGUGACAACUACGAGCUGUUGGUUCAGCUUCAAAAUCGAAAGCAGGAGUUGAGAUAUGCCCUUUAUGAUCAUUUUAGCAUCGGCAGUGAAUCGGAACAGUAUCGUCUGAAUGUCCUAGGGGACUACCACGGCGAUGCUGCUGAUGCACUGCGUGACCACACGGGAAAAAAAUUCAGUACCUCCGAUAGGUUUAAUGAUGAAAAUGAGCAAAAUUGCGCGGUUCAGCAGUCGGGAGCUUUUUGGUAUGGCGGCUCCUGCAAUCUCACCAACCCCUUCGGCCUAUAUCAACGCCUUCUAGAACGGGAUGUGGAUGGCUUCAAGGGCAUUCUGUGGCGCGGUUUCUUGAAUGGACCCAAAGGUUCCCUGAAAAUAGUUCGCAUGAUGGUUCGUCCACGGGCCGUUUUAUAAAUAAUUAACUUUAUUGACUACACCAGUCACAUAUUAACCAAACGCCCAACAGGUUAUGAAAAAAAAACAAACUAAUAAAACUACAAAA